GUCGAUUUCAGCGGUGGAGACGGUACAAUAUUCCCUGGCGCAAGUUGAGGGCGGAAGGAGCAGCCAUCAACCAAACCAUUGGAAUCCCCAGCUCCGUGGCGAGUACGACUCAUGGAGCGAUACGAACAAUGCUGGGUUGAGAUCUCUUCUGGUUUCUUGGUGUGCCACAUGUCGAGCCGGGAUCAAGGUAAAACAUUACCCCUAUCACUGGUCUAACCAUCUAUAAGAAUUUUCUCUUUAUUUGCCAUUGAAUUUUAUUUGAUUCAAUAUUUUUAUCCAAGCAGAGAAUAUUUCAAUCCAUAUUUAUAAUUUCUAGUAGAUUUUUUAAAAAUAUUUCCUCAUCUAACUAUAGCAUUCAUAUUCAUAGUAUCCUUAGAUCAAGCAUGCUCAUACAAUCUUAAAUAAUGUUUUUGCAUGUUUUGUUAUGUAUCCGAGUUACACUUAAUCAUUUACAAAUGAAUGUAUUCAAAUAAUUUCUCACAUUGAUUUUAAUAUAUAAUAUCAUAACAGUUACAUAAUUGCAUAAUAAUAUCUGUGGGUAGGACACCAAAGUGAAUGGAUGGCAAUGUGAAUUCCACUAAGAGUAGUAGUGUAUCACCCACCGAUGAUAUUUAUUCUUAGCCCCUCCCCAUACAAUGAUCUUUAGGUCACCAAACAAUGAUGCUACCAUUCUAAUACUAUAAGACCACGAAACAUACAUGCUUACAUUGAGAUCAUCUCACUCUCCUAUGCUUAAAAGCAUUUCUCUCUCAUUCAUCUCAUUCUUGCACGAUCUCAUGUCAAGAGUUAAUUCAAACAUGAGAAUAUUCCUCCUACCCUAUUAUCAUAAGAAUACUCUCACUAAAGAAACAAUGUCAAAUAAAGAUCAUGAAAGAACUCCAAAAACAUUAAUAAUGCAUUUAUGGCCAAACCCUAUUUGCCUCAUCCCUGCCUCAGGACAACCCCAAUCUCAAUGAAAGAGAGACAACAGUGUAAGUUAUUGCCCAUGGACCAUGUCUUUCUUUUGCCAUGACUAGGUAUUAAUCAGUGUAUACACACACACACACACACAUCAAGAUUUCCUAGUCAUAUGACAUGGGUAAUGUAGUAAUGCCCAACUAAGCAACAGCUCUCAAACACAGCUCCUUGCUCCCUUCCAAGAGUCGAGUGAUGUCCUACUGAGAUCAGCCUUGUUUGAUAGCAAAGGCCAUAAGGAGUGGCCUCUGGUCUCUAUACAAUCUUAAUAUCUUUGUUUAUUGAAGCUCCCAUUGGAAGUUUUGGCUUUUCUUAUGGCAAAGAUCUUCAUAAUUGAUCCCUCCACAUAAGUGCCAAUCUCAACUACAUGAGAAGUUUUGGCUCUUCAUAAUUGAGCCUUGUUUUCUAAAGGGUGAUAGAGAUAGGCACUGAGAUCCCCCUGACACAGCUUUCUUUUCUUUUUUUCCCUGAUUUUUUUUGUUCCUUCUACCAACUUCUCUCUCUCUCUCUCUCUCUCUCUCUCUCUCUCUCUCUCUCUCUCUCUUUCUCUCUCUUCAUCAAGAAAGAAAAGUACACUAUAUACUAAUACAUAAAUCAAAGUUUGUGAGAUGAGACUGGGAUCGAGUUGAUUUCAUGAUUACUUAUGACUUAAGACAAUAUGACUUGAAAUACUUGCUAUAAAAUCUCUUCCUUUAUAACUAGGAUAUCAUUUGUUACGGAGUACUACAUUUUAUCUCAAUUAAAGAUAUAUUUUCCCCUAUAUCAAAUACUUGAUACUAUUUAGUACGAUCUGAUUUGAUGAGAUAACUACUAGCUUCAUUAAUUUGAUUUGAGAGAAUCAAAAUGAAAGCCGAGAAACAGUGUAGACAACAAGGACAGAACAACAUGCUUGUGCAAAAGUUCCAGAGAAACAAACAACAUGAUAUUUGCACUGGUGAUCCUACAUAGAAGAGGCAUAAAAGUUGGAGCUACAAUUCGACAUCAUCAACUACAAUAGAAUUCGAUGGAGCUGUGCAAAAGUGGGAAGGCUGGAAUUCAACAUCACGGGGGGGUGUUAUGGUUGAAGUAAUAGACUUCAACUCUGAUGGAGUUGUCCAUAAUCCAUAAUGCAUGUCAUAUCCUCGAUCACCUUAUUGCAAUGCCUCCUAAACCUUUACACAUGAGGCAGUACAUGAAAGAACACAACUCCCUGCUCUUGCAAUGAAUCAAAGCCGGUAAUACUGUGUGCAGCUCCCCCAUACGACAAGGAGAAUCGUAAUCUUGGAUGCUUUCGUCCCUCCUCCACCGGCCACGGAAGCUUCUUCUUGGAGAAUGUCGUCUUCUUCUUCUUCUUCUUCUUGUGCUCCCCACGACAUGCCCACCUCAAUCUGUCUUCCUCUCCCCUUUCUUUAUUCCCGUGAGCACAAAUUUCUCCUUCUACAGUUCAUCCUAAUAAAACAGUGCCCACGUCCUCCCCAUUGCCAGAUAAUAUACACUCCUCGUGCUACCACCCACCCCCUUCUUCCACUGUCGAUGUCUAAGCCUUUGAUCGAUCAUUGCAUCCAUCUUAGCUGUAUUGCCUGAUCGGCGAUCGAACCUGUCGCAAUCUCCAAUUAAAUUAGCGAGUGAAGUCGAUUCUUUGACAGACAGCAAUCUCUGCAACCAAUCGUAUAAAUGCAAUGCUCCCUGUGCUUUGCUAAAUGUCUCUGCGUCCUCUUCCACCUCUGUAAUUGUUCGUACCUCGCGAUGGAGCCUCAGGGAUUGGUUUCGGAGGCAAGCUGGAGCUGCUUCGAUCCGGCGAUGUCGGUGGAGGAGUCCGAAGUCAUGGCGCAGCUGUUGGGGGGGUCUCAGAGCUUCGCAGGCGACCAUGAUCAACAGCAACAGAUGCUUUGGUCCGACCAUAAUGCCGAUUCUUACUACUGUGCUGCUACUUCUUACCCCGAUCCGUACUGUUGGCCGCAAGGCAACUGUAGCAGAAGCAGCACCACCGACUAUUACUACUUUAGCGAUCCCCACAUGGUUCCUGCGAUCGGCGUUAGCUCUACCCCGAUGAGUUUUAGUAUCGGCGGCGAGCCGAUCGACACCCCGUCCUUCCCCGUCGGUGCUCAUCAUCAGUUUGGCGCAGCGGUCUGCGUGACCGAGGAAGCCAGCGGUGACGAAGUCGUGGAUUCCUUGGCGAAGCCUCCUCCACCUCCGCCUCCUCCUCCUGCGCAUGCCUCGCAAGCCAUCAAGAGAAGGUUGCAUGGUGGCGUCAUCGAGGUGGCUGCCAACACGGAAGAGGAUGACACCCAACUCCAGAGCCCCAAAAAGAAGGCCCGGGCAUCGGCACCUAUGCCUAAGAAGGGGAAGAAUGCGCAGUCCAAGAAGGCUCAGAAGAGUGGUGGUAGCUGCAACGAGGAAGAGAGCAAUGGCGACAUGAAUCCUCAGAGCUCCUGUUGCUACACCUCGGAGGACGACUCGAACGGAUCUCAGGAGCUGAAGGGAGCUGCUGCAUCUCUGAAUUCAAAUGGCAAGACGAGAGCUGGUCGUGGCUCAGCUACCGAUCCACAGAGUCUCUAUGCGAGGAAGAGGAGAGAAAGAAUCAACGAGAGGUUGCGAAUUCUGCAGACUUUGGUCCCGAAUGGAACAAAGGUUGACAUCAGCACAAUGCUCGAGGAAGCAGUUCAAUAUGUGAAGUUCUUGCAGCUUCAAAUUAAGCUUCUGAGCUCUGAUGACUUGUGGAUGUAUGCACCCAUUGCAUACAAUGGCAUGAACCUUGGGAUCGACCUGAACAUAGCUUCAAAAUCUCAGCAGUGACAUCCAUAUACAAUCUUCCUUUUUCUUCUUUUUUCUCCCCUAAAAUGUUUUGAAUUUUUGGGUCAUUUCCGCAGAGCAAAGGGAUCAUCAGUACUUGACUAGCAAUUAUGAGAAGCGUGUUGAUGAUUCAAAUUGACCAAAUCUCAUGUAUUCUUGACUUAUUUCAUCAGUUUUGACUGUUAACUGAUGGAAAGAUUGGUCCAAAACUACAGAUGAUGAUGUAAAUGAGGGCAACCGCCUAAUUCAAUACAUGACUUUUGUA
Musa acuminata AAA Group (dessert banana) is the source of this 3991-nucleotide messenger RNA. RefSeq names its product transcription factor RSL2-like. Gene Ontology annotation, cellular component: nucleus. Gene Ontology annotation, biological process: regulation of transcription by RNA polymerase II. Gene Ontology annotation, molecular function: DNA-binding transcription factor activity, RNA polymerase II-specific; protein dimerization activity; RNA polymerase II cis-regulatory region sequence-specific DNA binding. The transcript has 6 exons. The coding region runs from base 2608 to 3729 and encodes 373 amino acids. Lineage: Eukaryota; Viridiplantae; Streptophyta; Magnoliopsida; Zingiberales; Musaceae. The record is from RefSeq and is a predicted model, not a curated record.